Molecule: messenger RNA, 148 nt
Organism: Funneliformis mosseae
Lineage: Eukaryota; Fungi; Glomeromycota; Glomeromycetes; Glomerales; Glomeraceae
Source: the annotation of a GenBank genome assembly
AAAAAAACAAGCUGCGAAGUCUCAGGAACCUACUCAAGAAAUCAUGGAACCUGAAAUAGAAAAACCGUCAAUUGACGAAAUCAAUAUUUCGAAAAAAAAUAAAAAAUCGAAAUGUCAAGAUAAAACGUUUAAACGUAAAAAAAUAUGA